CCUUAUUCUAUAUUUUAAAUAAUUUACACUUUUUCCUUCCUUUUUUUAAUAGUAUAAAACAUGGCUGGAACCAGUGUAUCCUCUGAUUAUAAAGAGGAAAGAUAUGUUACGACAGAAACAGUCGAGACAUCUGAAAAGUUUCAAACCUCUGAAAAGGUCGAAUCCUCUGAAAAGGCCGAAGAAUUCUUUACAGAUCAACAUAUUCUUGAAGAUGCCGAGAAGCACACGUUUGAAGAAGCUGAAGCCAAGUUUGAUGAUUCCCCUAUUGAAGAAGUUGCUGCUAUUGUAUUAAACACUGAUGACUCAACUCUCCCUAUUUAUACCUUCCGUAUGUGGUUCUUAGGUAUCGUCUUCAGUUUGGUGCUUAGUUUUGUCAACCAAUUUUUCUGGUUCAGAAACAAUUCUUUAUCAGUUUCUCCUCUUGUUAUCCAAAUUAUCACUUACCCUCUCGGUAAAUUCAUGGCAAGAGUUAUUCCCAAGUCUAGAUUCUGGAAUCCUGGACCUUUUAACAUGAAGGAACAUGUUUUGAUUACCGUCAUGGCCAAUUGUAGUUACAGUACUGCUUAUGCUGUAGAUAUUGUUGUCAUCCAACGUAUUUUCUAUAAUCAAAACUUGGGUUAUGGUGGCGGUCUGUUAUUGAUUUGGACCACCCAGUUCUUAGGUUAUGGUAUGGCCGGUUUGCUUCGUCCUUACCUUGUAUACCCCGCUGAAAUGGUCUGGCCUGGUAACUUGUCAAAUAUUGCUCUUUUCCGUUCUUUCCACGAUCCUCAAAAAGCCACUGCUGGCCCUUCUCGUCUUCGUUGGUUCUCUUACUGUUUCGCCGGCAUGUUCGUCUACUACUGGCUCCCUGGUUACUUCUUCCAAGUAUUGACCUACUUCUCUUGGGUUUGCUAUAUUAAGCAAGAUAACCAAGUUUUGGCUCAACUUACCGGUGGUAACAAUGGUUUGGGUAUGUUUGCCCUCUCUUUUGAUUGGCUUACUUUCACCUCUUUCUUGGGUUCUCCUUUAGUUGUACCUUUCUGGGCCAUUGCUAAUAUUUGUUUUGGUUUUGUUUUGAUUGCUUGGGUCUGUGUUCCUAUUCUUUAUUACUCUAAUGUUUGGGACGCUAAGAGAUUCCCUAUCUUAACUGCUCAAUUGUUUAACGCCAAGGGUGAGAUCUGGGAUAACAGUCUUGUCUUGGAUGAGAACAGUAUCUUGGAUCCUGCCAAGUAUGAAAUCUAUGGUCCUCUUCGUAUGACCACCUUCUUUGCCUUCACCUACGGUAUUGGUUUUGCUGGUGUCACUAGUGUCUUAACUCAUUGUUUCUUAUACUACCGUAAGGAAAUUGUUAGACAAUUCAGAGAAUCUCGUAACAAAAACAAAAAUGAGGAUAUUCAUCAAAAGUUAAUGCGUGCUUAUCCCGAAGUUCCCCACUGGUGGUAUCUUGCUGUCUUCUUCAUUUCAUUCGGUGUUUCUUUUGCUGUUAUUUAUGUCUGGCCCAUUUACCUUCCUUGGUGGGGUCUUAUUCUCGCUGUUGCUUUGGCUGUCAUCUUCGUACUCCCCGUCGGUAUUAUUCAAUCUAUCACCAAUCAACAACCCGGUCUCAACGUUGUCACUGAAUUUAUUAUUGGUUAUGCCCUUCCUGGUCAUCCCAUUGCCAAUGUUACCUUUAAGACUUACGGUUAUAUUUCUCUUUACCAAUGUCUUGCAUUUGUUAGUGAUCUCAAGCUUGGUCAUUAUACCAAAAUCCCUCCUAAGGCUAUGUUCUGGACUCAGCUUGUCGGUACCGGUCUUGCCGGUCUUAUGAAUUUGAUUACUGCUAAUUGGAUUUUGGACACUGUUAAGGAUGUGUGUACCCCCGCAGGUCAUCCUUUCACUUGUCCUUCUGCCAAGACUUUCUAUUCCGCUUCUGUUAUCUGGGGUGCCAUCGGUCCUGAGAAAAUGUUCGGUCCUUCCUCUCCUUACUAUCCCACACUUUGGUUCUUCUUGAUUGGUUUACUUCUUCCUAUUCCCUUCUACUUCUACUCCAAGAGAUAUCCUAACAGUUGGGUCAAGUAUGUCCAUAUUCCCAUUAUCCUCAAUUCUACUGGUAUGAUGCCUCCUGCUGUUCCUCUUAAUUACUCCAUGUGGUUCGCCGCUGGUUUCAUCUUCAUGUUCUGGUUACGUAGAUACAGAUUUGAAUGGUGGAUCAAAUAUAACUACGUUACAUCUGCUGCUUUCGAUUCUGGUGUUGCUUUCAGUACCCUUAUUGUGUUUGCUGUGGUUGUCGGUUCAGGUUACACGCCUGACUGGUGGGGUAAUGGUAGUCAAGGUUCAAAUGCCUUAUUCGAUAAUUGUAACUUGGCUCUUAAUAACGGCUAUGGCGAGUGUGUCAUGUGCGAAUAGUUUAUUCCACCUUAUUUUUUCUUUUCUUUUACAAAACAUCCCUCUCACACACUUUUUAAUUUACUAAUAAUAUUAUACUAAUACCAAUAAAUUUUUAACCUUGCGUAAUUAACAAAU
This is a messenger RNA of Mucor mucedo, 2481 nucleotides long. RefSeq names its product OPT family small oligopeptide transporter. The record is from RefSeq and is a predicted model, not a curated record. Bases 61 to 2364 code for a protein of 767 amino acids. Gene Ontology annotation, molecular function: oligopeptide transmembrane transporter activity. Lineage: Eukaryota; Fungi; Mucoromycota; Mucoromycetes; Mucorales; Mucoraceae. The transcript is spliced from 2 exons. Gene Ontology annotation, biological process: transmembrane transport.